AGCCAUGUGGGCAAGCCGGCCAAGCCGUUUGGUGAGUUAACACGACCGCCAGGCCGAAUGGCUGGCCUUUGUUGCUGCCAUGAGAGUUACGAGUCUGAAAGCUCGGACGAUGAAGAAGGCAUUGCUGAGGUGACCCUGCACAUUUACGACGUUUCUCGAAGUGAGAAAAUCGAAAUGGCCAAUGAUAUUCUCCAUAAGUUGGGAACUGGCAUUUUUCAUGCUGCAGUGGAAGUCUAUGGCUUGGAGUGGAGCUAUGGGAAAUCCAAAGGCUCCGGGGUCUUCAGUUGUCAACCUCGGAGUUGCAAGGCACAUCACUUCCGAGAGUCCGUGCCCAUGGGCCACACCAGACGCACGGAGGAGGAGGUCCAUGAGAUCAUUGAUGCCAUGAAGCUGGACUGGCGUGGGCCGGACUACGACCUCCUCAAGCGGAACUGCACCCACUUCUCCGAUGACUUUUGCUACCAGUUAGGCCUUCGCCGUGUGCCCAAGUGGGUCAUGAACCUCUCGGCGGCGGGUGUGACUGUGAAGGGAGGCACGCUCUAUCUCAAAUCAGUGACGUCUGCCCCGGGUGUUGCUGCAGCUGCGAAGGCUGGAAGCAUCGAGCAGGGUGUGAUUGCCCUGAUGGAGAAAGGCCGAGAGCGGAGAGAAGCCAAGCAGGGCGAGGACUCGGAAUCUCCAUUCCACGCCACAGACCUGGCACGUGGUUUGGUGCAGCUGGGGCAGGAUGUGAGACAUGUGGACCACAACGGGAGGGUCCACGUGCGGGAUGUGGUCGCUGGCAUGAAAGCCGUAGUCUUCCGACGGCAUUCCAGCAACCUGGACGCCUUCCGCCUCCCGGUCCAGUGAAGUGAAGAUGUGGGAGAAUGUCCCAACUAUGAUCUGAGAGGAUCUCCACACCAGCUGACAGAAGACGGAGCAGAAGGAGCUUGUUGCCAGAAUGGCUGAUAGUUCCUGUUGGCCCAGUGUGGCCUAGCAGCCUACUGCAAGCUAGGUGAAUUCCGAAUUCCCAGUUGGACUACAGGAGGAUCCAUAGGUACAAAACGGUAUACAAUGUCCAAGAAAACCAAGUCCACAGUUUUCAAAAAGAAUGCGCGGAGGUUUCGUUCCAGCGCUGAAAUUGUGAGAGAGGGCUACCUCGCCUCCUUUUUCAAAUGGAGUGUGGACCCGAACCCAGUUCCUAGCGCAACAGGUAUGGGGCAUGAUGUGCUACAUUUGCACUGGUGCAUCGGGGGCUACCUUUGGCGGGCUUGGCGAGACAGCUAAAAUCUUUC
This is a messenger RNA of Durusdinium trenchii, 1271 nucleotides long. NCBI's taxonomy places the organism in Eukaryota, Dinophyceae, Suessiales, Symbiodiniaceae. The record is from the annotation of a GenBank genome assembly.